Messenger RNA from Heterocephalus glaber (naked mole-rat), 9995 nucleotides. It is a transcript of the gene Fbxw8, whose product is annotated as F-box and WD repeat domain containing 8. Gene Ontology annotation, biological process: cilium assembly; protein ubiquitination. Gene Ontology annotation, molecular function: protein binding. The record is from RefSeq and is a predicted model, not a curated record. NCBI's taxonomy places the organism in Eukaryota, Metazoa, Chordata, Mammalia, Rodentia, Bathyergidae. Gene Ontology annotation, cellular component: centriole; Cul7-RING ubiquitin ligase complex; ciliary basal body.
GCGGACACUUCCCGUGAAGGGACUGUCCCGUGGCACCGGUGGGCGAAGGAGGGCACGGAGGCCCCGGAGCAGCGACAAUGGACGACCACGGCCUGGAGGAGUUCCGUCGGCGCUGGCAGGAGGAGCUGGCGCAAGCCCAAGCGCUGAGGAAGCGGCGGAAGCCGCGACGGCCUGAGGUGGCUGUCGGGCGCGGCGAGCAGGCCUCAGGGUACCUGGCGCUGGCCCAGGGCCUCCUGGAGGGUGCGGGGCGGCCCCCCGCGGCGCAGGCGACCCAGGCAGAGAGGCGGGAAGCUGCAAGCCGCUCCCGCUCCCCUCCGGCCCGGGAAGGCGCGGGGGGCGGGGAGCAGCUGGUGGACCAGCUCAUCCGCGACCUGAAUGAAAUGGAUGAUGUGCCCUUCUUUGAUGUCCAACUACCUUAUGAAUUGGCAGUCAAUAUAUUUCAAUAUCUGGACAGGAAAGAUCUAGGAAGGUGUGCGCAGGUGAGCAAGAUGUGGAAGGUGAUUGCCGAAGAUGAGGUGCUAUGGUACAGGCUGUGCCAGCAGGAAGGGCACCUUCCGGAGAGCAGCAUCUCGGAUUAUUCCUGCUGGAAGCUCAUCUUCCAAGAGUGCCAAGCCAGGGAGCACAUGUUAAGAACCAACUGGAAGAAUCGCAAAGGUGCCGUGAGUGAGCUGGAACACAUUCCUGAAGCAGUUUUAUGUGAUGUGCAUUCUCACGAUGGCGUGGUCAUUGCUGGAUAUACAUCGGGGGAUGUGCGGGUGUGGGACACCCGCACCUGGGACUAUGUGGCCCCCUUCCUGGAAUCCGAGUUUGAGGAGGAUGAGCCUGGAAUGCAGCCAUACGUCUCCUUUGUGAGGAUAAACAGCUCGCUGGCGGUAGCAGCUUAUGAGGAUGGAUUUCUUCAUAUUUGGGACCUGAGGACUGGAACGUGUCCUGUCCAUCGCUUUGAGCAUGAUGCACGAAUACAGGCACUGGCUCUCAGCCGGGAAGGUGCCACCGUUGCCACUGCUUCUGCUUUUGACGUUGUGAUGUUGUCCCCCAGUGAGGAGGGGUACUGGCAGAUAGCUGCAGAAUUUGAAGUUCAGAAACUGGUUGAUUACCUUGAAAUAGUCCCAGAUACUGGAAGGUACCCUGUGGCAAUAGCCACUGCUGGAGAUCUGGUAUACCUGCUAAAAGCCGAAGACUCAGCCAGAACCCUCCAUUAUGUCUACGGCCAGCCAGUCACCUGUCUAGAUGUCUCAGCCAACCAUGUUGCUUUUGGUGUGAAGAGUCUGGGAUGGGUGUACGAAGGAAACAAGAUUCUGGUGUACAGCCUGGAAGCAGAACGCUGCCUCUCGAAGCUGGGUAAUGCACUUGGUGACUUCACUUGUGUCAACCUCAGAGACAGCCCUCCCAACCUCAUGGUCAGCGGCAACAUGGACAGAAGACACCCUGUGCGGCACAUCUCCUUCAACAGCCACAGCCUCAUCACAGCCAACGUGCCCUACGAGAGGGUGGUGCGCAACAGUGAUCUGGACAAUUUCACCACCCACCGGAGACACCGGGGGCUGAUCCAUGCCUAUGAGUUUGCAGUGGACCAGCUGGCCUUCCAGAGCCCUCUGCCCAUCUGCCGUUCCUCCUGCGACACUGUGGCUGGUUCCAACUAUGACCUUGCACUGGCUUUUCCCCAUAACAGUAUUUAAGCAUCAUCACCUCAUUUGAGAGAAAAUUGGGAUGGACCAAUUUUAUAAAUUUUAAAACCACACAGGAGCUCACAGUGGGUGGCAAAUGUCUGAGGGAAGACGGCAGUGGGAUGGGGGGUGCACACUCCAGAGCAUCCUUCACUCUCCUCCUCUGCUGGGCCCUGCUCUGGCCACCUGUGACAACCUGGAGUUUGUUGCAGCUGAUUUCCUCUUUCUCCAUUCUCUCUCCUGGGAACCUCUGUUCUGUCUCCUGUGGCUUUGAGUGUCAUGACCCAAACUUAACCUCUGUCCCUGAUGCUCCCCAGCCUGGAACCUUUUCUAGCUCGGUCUCUCUCUCAAGAGCGACACCUCUGCCCCUGCCCAGUACUCUGCCCCCCAACUCUCAUGCAGCCCCAUUGGGCUCCGCAGGGCCCUCUUACCUGCUCCCAUCCUACAGGCCACGUUCUCACCUCCUUACUUUCUCUUUGGGGGCCUUGGGCUCUGCUGCUCAAGACUUUGGAUUAUAACCCAAAGGUGGUCUUUUUUUUUUUUUUUUCCUGUGGUGCUUAGGAUAGAACCCAGGGCCACAUGCGCACUAAACAAGCUAUCUGCCACAGAGCUGCACCCCAGGGUGGUGGUCUUAGACCCCUGACCUACCACUACCAAGUAUAAACCUGCAAUAGCACGGCUUUUUCUUUGUGUAAUUAUAAAUUAUGGUAAAUGCUGUAUUUAUACCACUGUGUCCACAGUAUGGGAUACGAAGUAAAUGCUUUCUUAAUACUUACUGCCUGAGUGGAUCCUCCACAGGAACUAGAAGGCAGUGCUUCCACAGAGGAGUGGGGACAGGAAGGGCCUGAGGAGGAGCUAUGACCUCCAGCCACUAAGAUCAGCACAGCACUCGAGAGCAGCCAGGGGAUGAGGAGCUUCUGCUGCAUGCCGAAGGGACGCCACUGCACUGCUCUUAUUGACAUGUUUCCUGAACUGCAGCAGAGCUCACCUGCUGUACUUUCAAAGUAUCAAAGCAAAGAUUGAGAGAACCACAGAGAGAAAUAAAAUUCAUCUACUCGGUGGGGAGUCAGAUCAACUCAGUGAAGAAAUUCAACACCUGGAAGAUGUAUCUGCUGUCAUUAACAAGCCUGACCAGUAGAUGUGUAUGGUUCUGUACCUUUUCAAAUUCUCUAGACCAUGUAACCAAACAUGCCCAUGGAUGAAGGCCACCAAGUCUCAGGGCACAAAGAUUGAUGCCGUACAGUCCACAGUCCCUUACCCAGUGCAAUGUAAUUAGAAACCAACAUGAAGUAAAGCAAUAAAAAUACACCUGGAAAUUCCAAACAUUCUGAACUGGAUUUAAAGAGGGUAAUAGAAAGGAAAGAUAACAACUCUAGGCCAGGGUGGUAAUGAAAGUGCUGAACAUCCAAGCCAGGGCUGAGGUGAGCUGUGACAUUAGUGGGAAAUAAGGCAGACUGAAAAUGAAUGGACUAAGCUGUCACCAAAGAAAGCUCAUCAGAGAUCACAAUCCCAGAGAAAGAAAAAGGAAAUGAAAUGAUAAGAGCAACUAUUAACAAGAUAGAAAAACAAAGUUAAAGAUAAACUGUAUGGCUCUUAAUAAGGCAUAGGUGGUGGUAGAAACAGAACCGGAGAUCCUGUGGGCAUUGGCUCGGCAUCAUUUGCCACACUGACCUGAGAGAAGCAAGGCUUUCCUGUCCUGGGUUAGCAGGGGUGGCUGGGAAGCCCACUGUUACUCCGAGGCAGAGAACGAGGUGGGUGUGCUUGAGCUGCCACAGCUGGGUGUGUGGCCUUGUGUGUCUUGCCCCUGCCACUGAGUCCCACCCCAGCCAAGGCCUGCAAGUUCUGAGUUGUGAAGGUUUGGAGAAGUUUCUAAGAUUGCUUAAGAUGGUCCUUAAAUAUCCGUCUCCAGCUAGCUAGGAGGAUGGAGCUAGAGAGAUGUGACCAGGGACAUCAGUUCCCCUCAGAGGCAGCUGGUCCCCAUGGUGUUCAACCAAGUUACUUGAUGAGUGCUAUAGCUGCCCAUGGUUCUCCACAGAGUGGUUCACUGUCGUUGUCAUGCGGCAGGCCGACCCCUGCUGACCUGCCUUUAUUAAGUUUCCAUCAUGCCUGUGGUUUUUUCUCUCAUGGUCUUCAUGCAGCGGGACCACUGGAGAAAGUAUUUUGUUUCUUUGCAAGAAGCAGUCCUUCCAGUCUGAUGGCACAGUUCGUUUUGCAGGUCUAGUCUCCCUAGCUUUGCAGCCAUUAAAGGUAACAGAAGAGGAACUGCAUGUGGUGGCCCACUCCUGUAAUCCCAGCACUUGGAAGGCUUCAGCAGGAAAAUUGCCAGUUCCAGUCUCACCUGGGCAACUUGCCUUAAAAGAAAUUAAACCCAGAAAAUUAACAAAAAGUUUUUAACUAUUGUCAUUCACUGCCAAAAGCCAGUGCGGUGCAACAACAUUCCAGGCAUAGUUUACCCCCAGCAUCUUCCAUUCAGGAAAACUGCCAGGGUUUGUGAAGGAGAGUUUCUCGGCCUCACAUACCAGCCGGUGUUCUCUGUUCUGUAAACCAGAACCUCCUGGAACAAACCACCCCGGCCAGGAAAGAUAAACACUGCUGCAGAAACCCAUGUUUGCCCAGUGACACAAAAACAGCUCCCAGCCCGAGUCUACUCCGCCUCACCUAUUCUCCAUUGGCUGGCUGAGGGAGGAGCUGCUUCAUCACCUGCAUUUCCUUCUGCCCCCUGUGCUUCUCACAGUCUUCCUCUGUGCUCCCCUGAAGACAGAACAGACUCAGACAUGAUGCUAGGGGAGUGGGAGCCACUGCUAGAGGAUCUCACCCCUCAUCCCAAGACGUUGCCACCUUCUGGGUCUGUAUCACUGCUGAUACUAAUGUUCUUUGGACUUACUGAUAGCUUGCAUCAUGGUAGGGUGUGUAGGGUCUGUAAGGUGUGCAGUGCCAUUCCCAAGUACAGCAUGGGGCCAGCUCUCCAGAGAGAGUUCCCAGCCAGGACCUGAGACCACAACAGGAUGUGCAGCCAUGCAUGCCGGCAUUCUCUGGGGAAAGUGGUUAUCUUUCACAGCCUCCAAGGGACCGUGGCCCCCUUCCCUGAGACUUUCUUCUCUGGACCUGGUCUGGGUUUGACCACCUGGGACUUGUGUUGCCUUGGUCUGGGCAGUCUUUGCAGGGACAGCAUCACUUUCCCCAAGUAGAAAUCUCACCUUGGCUGACCGACUGCUCAGAUUUCAGCUGACCAAAGGGAAAUCGAGUUUUCCCAGCAGUGGAGUUUUGGUCUUUUCUGAGAGGGAAAGCUGACUCCCUCAAGAUGAAGAGAACUCGAGGCCCUACCUUUAGGGAGGGGGCACUUCCCACUCCACUUGCUAAAGCACAGUGCUGCAGGACAGCCUUGCUCAGAGCUGUGGAGAAGCAGCUUCCCCUGCUGAGGGUGCAGCUUUCCCUGACAGCCAGCACUGGUUGCUACUGGGGAGGCUCAAGACAGUAGCUCAGGCAGCGCCGCCACUCCUUCCUGACCCAAACUGUGGCUUUGAACAGCAGCUGCAGCAGCCCUGAGCUGAUGGUGCUGGCCAGCACGGCCACAGUGCCUCAGGCCACACAGACCUGCCCGAAGCAUCACCCACCCAGCCAGGCCAGAUGGUUACCUGGCUGCUGCUGCGGGGCCUGCGGCGACUUGGACGGGGGCUGCCUCUAAUGUGUGGUGGCAGAUUCUCUCUUGCCGGGCUCCAGCGGGCGCCAUGUGGGCGCCGGCCUGCUCUCGGCCUCUGAUGUUGCGUGCAGGCUUCCAGAACAGCCUUUUGCUCUACGCUGGGGACCUUUUCGUUCCCCAGGAAGGGAGGGAAAACUCCCCCACCCUUCCUCAGCUGAGCCUGUCCUGCUGAAUCCUUUCUUCCUUUGCCCAGUGUGAGCACAAAUGCUGCCUUGUCGCUCCUCUUAAGAUGGUAGUGGCAGCAGGCUACCCCUGGGAACAGCUCUUGGGGCGCCAGCACUCUGUAAGGGCCCAAGCUUUAUCCUUUGCUGACUUGGUCAGUGAGCAGCCACUGAGCCGUCGGCAGUCUUCAGUCCUCUGGGCCCUGUUCAUCUCCCCUCAGACCUGCUGUCACUGGUGCAAAGUCUGCCAGAGAUGAAGGCACCUGGCUGAUAUCCUGGCUCCUCCCAUAUGGCUUUCCUGGCCUUCCCAAGGUCACCCGUGGGAGGGUAGCCUGCAAAGGCAGGUGUUUGCAAAAUCCUCGCCAAGGCAACUUGUAUUUUUAACUUUCCUUCAGCCUAUUUGAGUCACACGGUGCCAUUUCCAGCACAGCAGAAUUCAACAUCAGCCUCUUUAACUGCAGAGUGGGGACAGGUUCAACUGCUCAGGGACAAGGAUGAGGUCCGUGGAUGUCCCCUCACAUUAGCACAGCACAGUCCCUUGGAUCAGAGGAUAAUAGAGUUGUUUGGUUAAAGUCUAACGAUAACUCAUUCCCUGAGAGGCCCAAAUGGAGGCUGCGGUAACCUUGCUCUGUUCCCUUAUCCAUAAUUCAUGUGUAAGGUGUGCAGGUUCCUUCCCAGAGCUGCUGCUGUUAGAUUUCCAUUACACAGCCCUUUUGUAAACCCACCAAAUUAACAGGUUUGCCUCAAAAUACCAUGUUCUUUUAACAUUCAAAAGCCAACCUUUCCCCCUCGGUAACAUGCAGUCAAGACUACAUCCCACUUUUGAUUUGAUUCUAUCCAGCAAAUGUCAGAACACGGAGAAAGACACACACACUGAGGACUCCACCCCUAGCCUGUGGACCUCAAACAUCAGCAUCCUUUAAAUACCUAGCUCGGCACUGAGCUCUGCCUGGUCCCUUCAGUCUGGUAGUCUCCAGGGUGCCAGCCAGCCCACUUGUUUGAUUCAUUACUUGCCUGUCUUAGAACAGCAUAGACAAGUGGCCCUGUCAUUUGGCUCGUGUCCCCAUGUAGGGGUGAGGGGCUGGCUGCACUCGGUCAGGGUCUGUGCUGCCAGAAACCCCCUCCUGGGCACGGCUGACAGUCCGGCAGGUAACAGGAGCUAUUCUUGAGCCACCUGCUUCCUUCCUGCCAUGCAGACCAUGCUUUCCAGAUGGCAGAGCCAUCCUCAGACCUGUGCCUGGAGUAGCAACCCUCAGCCUUUGAGGAUCAGAAGCCAGCAGGCCCACCAGGUGCUGGGAAUUAGCCUGCCCCUGGGGAUGGCUUUGUACCUGCCUAUCUGAUAGCCAGCCCUCAAUGCUUCAAGGACGCAGAGCACACUGGGGGCCAGGCAGCAGUGCUAGGGUGACCUGCAGCCCCUGCACUGGUGAGCAUGAGCCCCAACCUUGCCCGUGAGAUGCUGCCCUUCAUAAUUGUGAGCAGAUGAGCUUUUUUCUGAGCAGUGUGCACAGAGCUUGCAGCAAAUCCAUCUCAUUUUAAUUAGCUGUGCAGAUAAGCUGUGGCCCAAAGCUUCAAAGACAUUAGCUGGGCUCAAAGCAGGCACACAAGCAAGCGCCCACUGUGGCUAUGUCUCCCCAGCUAAAACUCAGGGCAAAGAGGCUGAUGGAAGAUUCUCCAUUAUUUACAAAAACAUUUUACAUUAAUGAACUGCCUUUGUUGAAAAGAGCAAAUUGGGGGUGUCCCAGGAACCCCAGGCACUUAGUGGGCUUGCCAGUGGCCCCUGCUGCUCAGCAGGACUGCAGAUCUACGGGGAGAUGGAAAGGCCUGGGAGGCCAGAGGGUGUGUCCAGAUGCACACAUCCCCACCAUGCUGUCCGGAUGACCUGAAGCCUUUCCAGCCGGCAUCCAGGAAGCCAAGACCCUGAGUGGCAGAGGCUCCAGAGAGAGCUCACCCUCCCCGGGAAGCUGCCUGGCUUAUCAGUCUGCAGGGGUCUAUCCCCACCAGACAGCCAGCACCAUGAAGGCAUGAAGUAGAGGCCUCCAUCUCGCUCCUGGUGCUGCUCACAGCAUCUAGACUUGGUGAACUGAGUCGUAGUCAAAGAAGCAGAAGCAUCUAGGAUGGAAAAGGCAGAAGGGCUUACCUAGGCAAACAAACACCGCGCCCAAAAUAAACAAACGGAAACGAAAUCGAUCCUUCUUCCAAACUACCUUGGAAAACGCUCUGGCACUGCUUGCUCUUCAUAACCAAGGCCACUUGAAUGUAGGCAAGGAACUGACAGCCACGUUCAUUAACAAACAUUUUUAUUAGAAAUAAAAACAGCAGUUCCACGUCCCAUAGCAGGCAGGACAUGAGCUGAAUGGAUGAGCAUUGGUUCUUUUCAGGGCUGCAGCAAAAGGCCUCAGCCACUCUGGGCCACAGCAGAGGCUGCCCCCUAGCAAAGGCCACUUUUCAAGGAUGGUGAGUGGGUCAGUGGCAAAGGGCAAUGGUUUCCAUGUUAAGGAAGCGGACGUGCAUCUUGGUCUCGAUGUCGAUCCCCUGCCAGAUCUGGAAUGGAUGGCAGAGUGUUAGAGGCACCUCCACUCCCGCAUGCCCCCUUCCGGGCCAGUCCUCAGCCAUCUCCCCACCAGCCCACGCGCACUCCUAGCAGGUGAAAACCAGGGGCUGUGUUUCAAGACGAUGAGCUAAGCGAGGAAGAAAAACUCCCAUCUGUCUCUCUGUUGAUGAAUUUGGCAGUGACAUUUGGAUUCUUCCUGAAAUUGUCACAGCAAGUUAUGAUUAGGUCCUGAUUCCAAGCUCUGCUCAAGUCCUUUCAGUCUCACUCUCCACCACAGGCUCUUGAUUUUCAUGCAGAUUCCAUCCCCCCACGAAGCCCCUUUCAUCAUCACAGUGUGGGGACCACCCCACCGUGCUGCCAACGCUGGAGUGACCCAGAUGGUAUCUCACUUAGCCUGCUUAGCCUGUAAGCUGGCCGGGACUCGGUGUGAGGCUACCUUAAACCAUCAUUGUGAUAAACUCCUAGGGUAAGAGGUCACCUGUGUUUGCACAAACUAGUGUGGGAAUCCAGUCCAUGGCCACCUACCUGGUGCUGCUGUUCAGUCCAUCUGGGCCCCGGGGGACAUUUAGGCUACAAGGCUAUUGGCCCAAAGCACCACCACUCCCAGGACCGUGCUCUCUGUCUCCUUGGCAACAUGAGGCCAAGGAUAGGAGACACAGAUGGGGAGGUUCAUGCAAGCACUGCACUCUCCAGCUGUCACUCUCCACAUCUCCAGGCACAGCCACAGACUGGGCAUCCAGAGACAGGGUGGCCUUGGGGGCCUCUCUUGCCAUGUCACUAGCCAGUCCCCCACGUGCUCCCAGGUCUCCUGCCCGGCUGCUGUGAGGGAAGCAGAGAAAAAGCCACUUCCAGCCGAGCAGCUCCAACCCUUGUAGGGUGGACAAGAUGCCUUCAGGGGGAGGUACCUAAUCCCCAGGGUGGCUUCCACUACGUGCCAAGUGGCAGCACAGCUGCUAAGGGCACUGGAAAAGACCAGGGGCCAGAAGGGCUGGCUUCUCACAAAGGAGGCCACAGGUGCAGGGACAGGCCUGAGGAGCCUCCAGGGAAAGCAGCUGUUCUUUGAGCCGAGGAAAUUCCUCUUGUGUUCUGGCCCAAAGCAGGGGGAGGAGGAGGCUCCCCUGAGCCUUCCUGGCCCGUGUGCUCAGGCGUCGCUUCCCUAGGUGAGUUGGACUCCUCCCUGGCCUCCCUGCUGGCACCAGCCAUGACCCUUCACACAGCACAGCCUGGCCUCUCCCUCUGUGCCUGCCCUGCCUGGCUCUGGGUUGGGGCAUCUGCAUGGAACAAGGGUGACUGUCCUCUGGCGCAGCUGUCCCCUCCAGGGCUUCCCUUCAUGGCUGGGUCUAUGCCACCUGCCCUGCAGCGGGCCCACAUGUUGACAGGCGACUGGCCCAGUCCGAGGUGCAGGCUUGGAGGACACCCCCUGGCCCUGACUCCGUGGGAACACCCCAGGUCCCAGUCCCACUCCAGGCCCUGGUGGAGCCUAGGGGUCCUGCCCUGAUCCUCUUCCUCGAUUUCCACCACGGCCAUGGAGACACUGUUGGGAUGCUGAGGGCCACAGUGCUGUGCAUAAAGCAGGCAGGUCCUUAUUCCCAGCCCUGAGCAUGUUUGUAGCAGCAAAGGCCGGCAUGAGACUAAACACCCAUGACAGGGCGGGAGGGAAGAGGAAUGUGUGGGUGGCUGUUUGAAAAUGACAUCAAGACAUAGCGAGGAAGCGAGAGGCAGAGCGGCACAGUGUGCUCGUCUGCACUCCUGCAGAACGCAGUGUGCGUCCAGGCACAGCAAGCUCCAGAGCCUCACUCGCUCCUGGGAAGGGCUACCAAGGACAAUGGACUUUUCAUUCUCCGCCCUGUGUACUGCUUAAGUUGCUCUGACCGUGUACAAAUAUUGUCCUUUUGAUAAAAAUAAGUGAAACCGGU